Molecule: messenger RNA, 22118 nt
Organism: Coregonus sp. 'balchen'
Lineage: Eukaryota; Metazoa; Chordata; Actinopteri; Salmoniformes; Salmonidae
Source: the annotation of a GenBank genome assembly
AGGAGUGAGGAGAGUGAACCUGUAACUCAGUCUAACACACACACAGACAGACGGAGGGAACUUUACAGCAGCAACGGAAGCAGCAGAAGCGUGGUGUGGGACAGAGGGAGAUGUUGUCUGGCUGAGCUGGGACCUGUCCUCUCCUGUCUAUCUGAUGGAGAGCAGAGGGACGCAGCACAGUGAGUACUACAGCUGUGUGUGUGUGGUGUGUCUCCCCAGAAGCUAUAGAUUGAGGUAGGGGUUGUGAAGGGCUAAGGAAGAGAGACAAUGAUCAAGAGGAAGAGAUCAAAGUGGUUGGUGUUGCUGUGUGCCCAGCUAGCACAUAACGUUCUGAGAACCAUAUAUUUCUUAGCGCUUGGUGAAGGCGGGGUUGUCCUAUGGUUAUUUUGCAUACAACCUUCCCACAAUGUUCUGGGAAUGGUGCAGGAUAGUUGCUUGGCUUUGGAACAUUCUCAGGACAUUUAAGGAACUUUACAAAAUAACGUUAUUUUCUUGGUAUUUCAUUACUUUAACAGAACAUUUCCUAAAAGUUCAAACAUGGUUACAUUUAAUAGAUUUUUUGGUCAUGUUCUAGGAUCGUUCUCCUACUGGUUUGACAAUGGGAAUGUCCUCAAAUAGUUCAGAGAACGUUAAAAAACAACGUUCUUCUGUUGGAAUUUCAAUACCUCAACAUAACGUUUCCAACAGGUUUCCUAAUGGUUUUAUUUUAAGUCAUGUUCUCAGAUUUUUUCCAUAACUUUAAGAAACCAUGUUCUUCAGGUUUCCUCAUGGUUCAAUUUAAAGUCAUGUUCUCAGAACAUUAAGAAAACGUUCCAUAAAAACGACAAGAAAACCUUAGUAACAUUCAAAUAACUUUUUAAUUAUUAUAUUGAAAAACCUAUACAUUCCGUCCUCUGCGUCAACAAAGCUCUCUCUAUCCUAUAUCUUGUUAGGUGUGUUGGCCGCGCCCACUAAUUGGCCACACCUGAUCUUAAUGAGUGCUUGUUUCCUUUGAAAUGGGGUCUGUUUGAAUAGACCAAAAUGAUCAGCUUUGUAUGAGUAAAAAAAGACUUGGCAUGCUAGCUCCAUCUUGGUGGCGCAAUGGACUAAUUCCAUGGAUAGAGAACAGAAGAUCAUAGGUUCAAAUCUCACUGACACCGUGCCACAAUUAAAAAUAAAUGUGUUUGCAUUAUUAAUGCCUAAGCAAAUGUGUCCUAUCUGUGCUUGGAGUUCAAAACAGUUAACCUAAGCUAGCAGUGUUAUUAAAAGUCUUAUUGAAACAUUCAGUGAAAGUUUUAAGGAAGUUAUUAAAAAAACUCAAAAUAACCUAUAAUUUCUGUUCUCAGAACAUUAACAAAACCUCCCAGGAAAACUUUCAGGAAACCAUAGUAAAAUGUUAUCAGAACCUCCCGGCAACCUAAACAUUUACGUUCCCAGAACAUAUUUUAAAAACGUUCAGUUUUACCGGUCAGGAAACGUACGACUUCGUUCCCAAAACCAAUGGGAAACCAAAGACGCAGGUUCCCACAACUUCCAAGGAACCAAAUGUGCUAGCUGGGUGUUUAGGAAUAUCUAUGGUGAGUGGUGUGCUACUUUCUGAGAACAUUGGCAGAGAGAGGCAUGGAAAAAUCAAACGGAGGUAUGCGUGCAUACAUUGAAGGGUAUGUUUUUUCUAAUGGAGGAGGAGAGGGACACUGCUCCAGUUUUUUGUAUGCUGACUUUGAGGUGUGUGUUGUCUGUGUUCUGCAGGUGAGCUGAUUCUUAGGUGUAUGGGGUCGAGGUGAAAGAGGAGUUUGCUGGGAAUCAUGUGAUUUGGACAGCGAUGUUUACCUGCAUCAUGUGACUUCACAGAGAAGAUUAUACUAUAGGGUCUCCAUUAUGGCAGUUGUGAUGUGUAUCUCUCUCUUCCUCUUCCUGCUCCUCCUCUUCCUCUCCCUCACUCCUCUCCUCCAUCUGCAUGCCUUCUCCCUGGCCACAGAGGGCGCCACAGAGGCACCACUUCACCCACACACAGACACACAGACAGAUGUACAGGUUUCACACAGCCCUUUAGGGCCCUCCUGGGCUCCGGUAGGCCUCAACGCUGGAGCCAGAAUGACCGACUCUCUCGGUUGGUUUCCAGGGCUGAGGGGCUCCACACUGGAACCUGAGGAAACUGAGAAACAUUACUACACAGACGAGUUUCAAGGAAUUAUCGGUGAAUACCCUGAUUUGCUGGAAAGCCCUGAGCAGUCACCUAAAACUGUCCCCAAAGAAACAGGGCUGGAGACAUUCAGAUUCACAGAGGCAGACAGUGUCACUGCAUGGAUGGAAAUCAAACCUCCAACUGGGACCUUAUUUAGGGAUGGACCACCAGACAGUAUCCAGGAUGGAGCUCCUGAAAACGAGCUAACAGAGAGCAACAUCAGGGGGAAGGCUGGAUCCCCACUAACUCCUUCACAGGAUGGACGGACUACUCAGAUACCUCUGUCACUCCCACAGAAUGGAGAUAGUAUUGGUAGACCAACACCCAUCCUUCUCUUUAGCUCCGACUAUACAGAGACCUUAGGCUUUAAUCCACUCACUACCUUACCAACCCCAGUGACCGCACAGCUAGGCUCCACUACUGACCCGGACCAAGACCAACCCAUAGCCCUGGCCACAAACAAAGGGUUGCUAGCUCUGGACCAACCAGCCACCCCACAAAGAGACAUGCUGGAGGGAGAUACCGUGAUGGAGACUGGAGACUUCUCAGAGUUGGAGGACUUCACAGAGAACCUCACAGAUACAGGAACAGACACAGGUAAGACCAACUUCUCAUAUCCAACCCCCAUCCCCCGAUUCCCGUCUUACAGUUAUAUGUCCGCUUUUACAACACCCUCAGGAUGUUAGUAAGAAGGAAUAGGAAGUCUUGCCCUACUAUUUAUAGGAUAUUGGUCAGAAAGAAUUGUCCUAUUUUUCUAUUUUGUAAAACACUGGUGGUGAAUUAACUGAUUUACUGUGGCAGUGUGAUGAGUAUCCCCUUAUAUAUUUUCCCUUCAUGAUAUCCUACCUCUGAUAUCAGGAAGUGUGUGGGUUUGGUGUUUGCAUGCCCCUGUAGCAUCCUACAUCUGAUAUCAGGAAGUAUGUAUUUGGUGUAUACAUGCCCCUGUAGCAACCUACCUCUGAUAUCAGGAAAUAUGUAUUUGGUGUAUACAUGCCCCUGUAGCAUCCUACCUCUGAUAUCAGGAAGUGUUUAUUUGGUGUUUACACGCCCCUAUAGCAGUACAUAGUAGUAGUAGUAGUAGUAGUAGUAGUAGUAGUAGUAUGUUUUCUGUUGAAGUGUGUGUUGGAAAGCGAUGGGACUUGUCGGCUCUGUGUGUGUGUUUGUGUGUGUAUUCUGCUAGCAAACACAGUUGUUUUAUAUUCACAGGGCAGUUUACUCCACGCCUCUCCAUCUUCUGUCUCAUUCUCCCAUCUCCUCCUCCUUCUCUCCCACUCAUUCAAUCCCCCUUCUCUUCUUCCCUCUCUUAAUCCCAACUUAAUCUCCCAUUCAUAUCUACCACCUCCCUCUCUCUCCUCUGUCACAGACACACUAUCUCCCUCCCUUGCUGUCCUGUCUUCUUAAACAGCUAAACUGAGGGAGACUGUGAAUGAAUUACAUGUGAAUAACAGUAAAUGAGAUGUGAAUGACAAAACAUAGCUGGACUGGUGGUUGUAUGUGGGACAUUGUAGAAGCUGCUCCCCAGCCAGGGAGGGGUAGAGAGCAUAGGUAGAGGGUAGUAAAACUGGGUUAGCUCUGUGUGUCUCACACCUCUCUCUCUCUCACACACACACACACACACACACACACACACACACACACACACACACACUAACCUUGCUGUUGAAGUAUAGACACCUGAGUUGCCUAACCCAUUCACAGGAUUGGUUAACUCUUGAGGGUCUCUACCGAGCUAGGUAAAUCUGCUUUUAGUUGUUUUAAUGCACCGUAUUGCUGGAACAAAAUUCUAAAUACAUUUCAUAUUGAUGUUAUGGUGCCGUUCGGGCAAUUUAAAGUAUUGAUUAGGCACUUAUUUGUGGAGGAAUGUAACUGUUUUUCUGGGUGAUUUGUGACGUUUUAUUUGUGCUUCCCAUGACUGUGUUUUUGUAUUUUAAUGUGUAUCUAUCUAUCUAUCUAUCUAUCUAUCUAUCUAUCUAUCUAUCUAUCUAUCUAUCUAUCUAUCUAUCUAUCUAUAUAUAUAUAUAUAUAUAUAUAUAUAUAUAUAUAUAUAUAUAUAUAUAUAUAGGUUGGGUAUAAUGUGUAUAUUUAUGUUGUAUUGUACAGGGUGCAUUUGUAAAAGAGACCUAAGUCUCAAUAUGUCUUCCCUGUUAAAAUAAAGAUAAUUUUUUUUAAACAAACAAACACACGUACACAUGCAUGUGAAGAGGAGGGACCAGAGGUCUUGUCGCAGAGCUCCUAUCCCCUAAGAUCAGUCAUACUGUAUUUCUCUAUGCAGAGGCAGUAGGCAGGCACAUAGUGAAUAGAAGUGUCUACAUUAUUCAGAUGUUAUGUAAUCAUAGGGGACAGACAUAUGGAAUGGGUAUGUGCACCUACAAUAGUAUGUUAUAAAUGAUGUAAUGUGUGCCAGUUUCUGCGAUUUAUAAAUAGUUACACAAAUAAGAACAGCAAUGGGGUCAAUGCUACCUAAUCUGCCCACACAGUCUCUCUCUCCCUCCCUUGCUCUUUCUACCUCCCUCCCCCUCCCCCUCCCCCUCACCCUCCCUCCCUCCCUCCCUCCCUCUCCCUCUCUCUCUCUCUCUCUCUCUCUCUCUGACCCAGUUAGAGAUUCCCAGUUACAAGCAUGUACUUUUGUAAUGGAUUACUCUCUCGCUCUCGCUGAUGUUUCACCCUAUGAAACCCCUCAGAUCUGGGGAUAGGGGCAAGGGGUUGAUUAGGGCAUCAGUUUCAACCAUCUUUGUUUCUGUUUUACAGGUGUAUCUCCAGAGGAGGUGUGGCCUAAGUCAGCCACCAAUGAGACACCUAUCCUCGACUGCAGCCUGGACACCAAGGCCACGCCCUGCAACACAAAUCAUUCCUGGAGCCCUGUUUACCCUGAUGACAUCAUCUCAAAUAAAUCCCAGCGCCCCAUUCUGUCUCUAACGCCUCCUCUCUUCGUGCCUCUGUAUUCUGAUUGGAACUCAGCUCUGGCCACCUGGGGCUUUGCCUGGGAGGUCCACAUCUAUGGUCUGGGAUCUGUGUUCGCUGCAUUAGGUCUGAUAUCUGUACUCUGCCUGUUAGGCCUGCCCCUGCGCUGCCCCCCGGGAAGCCCCUACUUCAGCCUGCUGCAUCUGUUCCUCCUGGCAACUGGAGGCACUAGAGCAUGCACUCUGCUGUAUGAUGCUUAUAGUCACCAGGACCGCCUGUCUGCUCUGGGCUCUCUCCUACUUUCUGAGCUACCCUUACCCUGCCUCACCUCUGCCUUCUCCCUCUGCUUCCUCCUCCUCUCCCUCCGCUCUCGCAUGCACCUCUCCCUCCCUUUUUCCCUCUCCAACUCGCUCCCUCUCUUGGCCCUGCCCCGGCCCUGUCUCUUGUUCUCCCUCUCGCUGUUGCACUUCGGGGCCUCCCUGGGCUCCAUAGCUCUCUUCCAUGUCUUCCCCAGCCUCCCUGUCCUCCUCCUACUCCCCCAGGGAGUGUUCAUCCUCCUCUGCCUCCUUCUCCCCUGCUCCUUCCUCCUCUUCUACUGCUUUGUACGACAAGACACCAAGCAUGUCCAACGGCUGAGUGAUGGUGAAGGAGAGGUAACAGGUUCCCCGGUGUUGGUGAGGCGGCCGUCCCGGUGCCCAUUCGCUGAGGCUGGGGAGUGGAGCAGGGCGGCAGGGGCUGGGGUGGGAGGGUCUCUGUGCCUGUUAGGCUGUGGGGGGCUCCAGAUGUAUGGGAUGUUACAUGCAAUGGGGUUUGGAGGGGUGAGUGCUGGGGCGGGGUUUCAGCCCUGGCCUUGGUGGGGCUACCAGCUGGGCUGCAGGCUCUGUGAGGUGGGGGUGUGUCUGUCCCUCUCAAUCAUCGGCACUCAUCCCCUCCUCUUCUGUUGCUCCAACUCUAACUCCUCCCCCUGGACUAAACCCAACUCCAACCCCCGUCCGGGGUCCUGGGCGCGGCUGCCCUGUGCCUCACCCUCAGGAGGGCCUAGCCACCCCCUUCCCCUCUCCACAGUCCUCCCCCCUCACUACCCCUGGUCACUGGGGCAGGAAGAGAAGCUGGUGGUGUGUGAUGUCAUUAGUAAGCGCCAGUCCGAAGCGUUCCCCCUUUACACACUAAUGGACCCCCCCUCAAACGGACUGAACCUGCAUCCUAACCCUAACACCCACCCUGGCCAGACCAGAACCUCCAGACACCCCCACCUCCCUGACCCUCCCAGCCCACCAUGGAUGCCUCAAGCUGGGGUUGCGUCCCAGGGCUCUUCCCAGGCUAGUCUAGUUCUGGACACUGACUCCACAAUGUACCUGCGCCCCCCCUCUCCAAUCGACCUGUCCCGGAGCAUAGACCAGGCCCUGUACAGCGAAACCCUGUUCCCCCACAGUCUCUUUAGUCCCCCCAGGCUGCUCCAUGCCUCCUCCAGCCUCUCCCUGAACUCCCCUGGCUCCCACCUCAGCCAGAGUGCCUCACAACCUGGACACAGCUCAGCCGACAGCUCCCUCUACCGGACCUCUUCCUGUGGAGAUGUGGAUAUGUCUCCUACACGGCCUCCCCAGCCAGGGUGCAUCCUCCCAGGCCACGGUGAUCCCAGCUCCCCCCCUGAGCGCUGGUGGAGAGGUAGUAACCACAGCUGCCUGUGCCAGGAGUCCCUGAGUGGGUCUUCCCAGGGUCUGUUCUCCAGCCCGGGGGCAGGAGGGGCGCGUUCGCAUCCCCACUCCACCAGAGGGCAGCUCCACUCCCAGAGCAGCCUGCCCAGGACGCUCCCCAACCUCUCCCACCACAGACGCUACCGCACCCUCAACUCCGCCUCGCAGGACAGCCAGGGGGAGGGGCAGCUGGAGGGCAGAGAGGACCUGAGUGAAAGCAGGUUGCUGGAACAGGAUCUGGCCAUACAAGCGGAGUUUGUCAACGUGUGCCGACAGAUCGAUGCUCUUAGCGUGUGCAGUGACACUAUUGACCUGUAGGUACAGUUGAAGUCGGAAGUUUACAUACACUUACGUUGGAGUCAUUUAAACUAGUUUUUCAACCACUCCACAAAUUUCUUAUUAACAAAUUAUAGUUUUGGCAAGUCGGUUAGGACAUCUACUUUGUGCAUGACACAAGUUAUUUUUCCAACAAUUGUUUACAGACAUUAUUUCACUUAUAAUUCACUGUAUCACAAUUCCAGUGGGUCAGAAGUUUACAUACACUAAGUUGACUGUGCCUUUAAACAGCUUGGGAAAUUCUAGAAAAUGAUGUCAUGGCUUUAGAAGCUUCUGAUAGGCUAAUUUGAGUCAAUUGGAGAUGUACCUGUGGAAGUAUUUCAAGGCCUACCUUCAAACUCAGUGCCUCUUUGCUUGACAUCAAGGGAAAAUCAAAAGCAAUCAGCCAAGACCUCAGAAAAAUAAUUGUAGACCUCCACAAGUCUGGUUCAUCCUUGGGAGCAAUUUCCAAACGCUUGAAGGUACCAUGUUCAUCUGUACAAACAAUAGUACGCAAGUAUAAACACCAUGGGACCACGCAGCCAUCAUACCGCUCAGGAAGGAGACGCGUUCUGUCUCCUAGAGAUGAACGUACUUUGGUGCGAAAAGUGCAAAUCAAUCCCAGAACAACAGCAAAGGACCUUGUGAAGAUGCUGGAGGAAACAGGUACAAAAGUAUCUAUAUCCACAGUAAAACGAGUCCUAUAUCGACAUAACCUGAAAGGCCACUCAGCAAGGAAGAAGCCACUGCUCCAAAACCGCAAUAAAAAAUCCAGACUACGGUUUACAACUGCACAUGGGGACAAGAUCGUACUUUGUGGAGAAAUGUCCUCUGGUCUGAUGUAACAAAAAUAGAACUGUUUGGCCAUAAUGACCAUCGUUAUGUUUGGAGGAAAAAGGGGGUUCUUGCAAGUCGAAGAACACCAUCCCAACUGUGAAGCACAGAGGUGGCAGCAUCAUGCUGUGGGGGUGCUUUGCUGCAGGAGGGACUGGUGCACUUCACAAAAUAGAGGGCAUCAUGAGGAAGGAAAAUUAUGUGGAUAUAUUGAAGCAACAUCUCAAGACAUCAGUCAGGAAGUUAAAGCUUGGUCGCAAAUGGGUCUUCCAAAUGGACAAUGACCCCAAGCAUACUUCUAAAGUUGUGGCAAAAUGGCUUAAGGACAACAAAGUCAAGGUAUUGGAGUGGCCAUCACAAAUCCCUGACCUCAAUCCUAUAGAAAAUGUGUGGGCAGAACUGAAAAAGCGUGUGCGAGCAAGGAGGCCUACAAACCUGACUAAGUUACACCAACUCUGUCAGGAGGAAUGGGCCAAAAUUCACCCAACUUAUUGUGGGAAGCUUGUGGAAGGCUACCCAAAACGUUUGACCAAAGUUAAACAAUUUAAAGGCAAUGCUACCAAAUGCUAAUUGAGUGUAUGUAAACUUCUGACCCACUGGGAUGAAAUAAAUAAAAGCUUAAAUAAAUCAUUCUCUCUACUAUUAUUCUGACAUUUCACAUUCUUAAAAUAAAGUGGUGAUCCUAACCGACCUAAGACAGGGAAUUUUUACUAGGAUUAAAUGUCAGGAAUUGUGAAAAACUGAGUUUAAAUGUAUUUGGCUAAGGUGUAUGUAAACUUCCGACUUCAACUGUAGAUACUACUGGGUUUGAACCAUGAGUCAUCUAUGCACCACAAGACACUGUUAGUCCGCCGAGCUAAACCAAGAUAUUUAUCCGUUAUGUAAGGACAUAAGGAUAUGACAUGUAUAAUGCACAGAGGUUAUAUAUUGACCUCUAGGGAGAUCUAAGGACUUAACUGAUAAGCUACAAAUAGUGUUCGAACAUUCAGAUCAAGCAGCUUUUUCACUGCUACAUCAGACGUGUUUUCCGGGAUUCUACAUGUAGAAAAUAGAUAUAAAUGAGACUUAUAUAGAACUAAAUAAAGAGAUAGUUAUGUUUGAUUAGUUAUAAACUGUAUAUACAGUGGCUUGCGAAAGUAAGCCUUACAACCUGGAAUUAAAAUUGAUUUUUGGGGGGUUUGUAUCAUUUGAUUUACACAACAUGCCUACCACUUUGAAGAUGCAAAAUAUUUUUUAUUGUGAAACAAACAAGAAAUAAGACUAAAAAAACAGAACCCCCCCCCCCCCACCUUUUGCAGCAAUUACAGCUGCAAGUCUCUUGGGGUAUGUCUCUAUAAACUUGGCACAUCUAGCCACUGGGAUUUUUUCCCAUUCUUCAAGGCAAAACUGCUCCAGCUCCUUCAAGUUGGAUGGGUUCCGCUGGUGUACAGCAAUCUUUAAGUCAUACCACAGAUUCUUAAUUGGAUUGAGGUCUGGGCUUUGACUAGGCCAUUCCAAGACAUUUAAAUGUUUCCCCUUAAACCAUGCGAGUGUUGCUUUAGCAGUAUGCUUAGGGUCAUUGUCCUGCUGGAAGGUGAACCUCCGUCCCAGUCUCAAAUCUCUGGAAGACUGAAACAGGUUUCCCUCAAGAAUUUCCCUGUAUUUAGUGCCAUCCAUCAUUCCUUCAAUUCUGAGCAGUUUCCCAGUCCCUGCCGAUGAAAAACAUCCCCACAGCAUGAUGCUGCCACCACCAUGCUUCACGAUGGGGAUGUUGUUCUCAGGGUGAUGAGAGGUGUUGGGUUUGUGCCAGACAUAGCGUUUUCCUUGAUGGCCAAAAAGCUCAAUUUUUGUCUCAUCUGACCAGAGUACCUUCUUCCAUAUGUUUGGGGAGUCUCCCACAUGCAUUUUGGCGAACACCAAACGUGUUUGCUUAUUUUUUUCUUUAAGCAAUGGCUUUUUUCUGGCCACUCUUCCGUAAAGCCCAGCUCUGUGGAGUGUACGGCUUAAAGUGGUCCUAUGGACAGAUAGUCCAAUCUAUUUGCACCAGAUCUUAUUUAGGAGAUUCAUAGCAAAGGGUUGAAUACAUAUACACGCACCACUUUACCAUUAUUUAUUUUUUUUAAUCUUUUGAAACAAGUUUUUUUUUUUUUUCACCAAUUUGGACUAUUUUGUUUAUGUCCAUUAAAAAUCCACUUAAAUUACAGGUUGUAAUGCAACAAAAUAGGGAAAACGCCAAGGGGGAUGAAUAUUUUUCAGUUCAGUUAUAGAGUUACAAUAUGUGCUAAAUGAAACAACUUUCUGAACCAACCACUGUAGAAUAGAUUAGAAGACCUUUGAACACUAAUGUCAGUGUAGUGUUGAUGAUAACCAUAGAAAUAUGCAAGAUCACUUCAUGCUUUAGUGCCACUUACUGGGGGAGAGUGAACAUAGUGUAACAGACACUGUCAUACUGUAAAUUAUAGCUGUUUUAUUUAAAUAAAACAUUUGUUCUUAUAAAGCAUUUAUAACAGAAGCGUAUCUGUUUUAAGUCACAACAGCAAUAUUGUUAUGAUGUUAGGGCAUAGUAUUGUGAGGACCGAGGAAGAGUUACGAGAUAAUUGGUUUGGGGCCAUGAAGUCUACAUUCCUUAUGUCAAGGGAGAUUAGUGAUGUUUAUGGUAGUAUGAUUGAUGGACAGGAUAUAAUGACCUGGGGCAAAGGGUAAUAACAACAGAGAAAGGGAGUGCCUAUGAUGGUUGCCAGAUGUAUGUGAAAGGAAGGAUAACCAAGAGUAUAAAAGCUGUGAGAUUUGUGUGUGUGGGCAGUUCAACUGACAAAGGGCAGAGCUAUGUCCGUUUGUUAGAUGAACCCACGAGCUCGUGAUCCAAUAAAUACUUGGUAUAAAAUCUCCACAGAAUGUCUAAGUAAAUUCUUGUAUCUUGAACUUCUCAAUACCAGAAACUCAUCAUAACAAAUAUAAACAGGAGUUGUGCUAGAGUGUCCAAGUGCCAAAUGUAGCUAUCUGUCACGCCCUGACUCAAGGGACUCGUAUUUGUUGAGUCAGGGUGUGUAUUUUCUGUGUUGUGUUUGGCUAUGUUGAUUGUCUAUGUUAGAUCUAGUAUGUGUAGAUCUAUGUUGGCCGGGGUGGUUCCCAAUCAGAGGCAGCUGUAGCUCGUUGUCUCUGAUUGGGGACAAUACUUAGGCAGCCUAUUGGCACGAGUUAGUUGUGGGAUCUUGUUCCGUGUUUUGGUAUGUUAGUGUGCUACCUUGGACUUCACGUUUCGUUUGCUGUUUUUGUCGUGUGAUAAUUCGUUUAAUAAACAUGUAUGCUUAUCACGCUGCGCCUUGGUCUGUCCAGUCUGUUAACGAACAUGACACUAUCAAAUCAAUCAGAGAGAUCUAACAACGUUUUUCAGACAGGAAUUAAUUUAACCUCUACGGGAUCGGUGUCCCGUAUACGGGACGGUUGAGCUAACGUGCGCUAAUGUGAUUAGCUUGACUGUUGUAAGUAACAGCAAACUUUCCAGGACAUAGACAUGUCUUAUAUGGGCAGAAAGCUUAAAUGAUUGUUAAUCUAACUGCACUGUCCAAUUUACAGUAGCUAUUACAGUCAAAAAAUACCAUGCUAUUGUUUGAGGAGAGUGCACAACAACAAAUAACUUAGCACGGCAACUGGUUUGAUACAUUCACCUCUGAAGGUAAAUAAUGUACUUACAUUCAGUAAUCUUGCUCUGAUUUGUCAUCCUAAGGGUCCCAGAGAUAAAAUGUAGCAUAGUUUUGUUUGAUAAAAUCCAUUUUUACAUUCAAAUGUAGAAACUGGGUUCCACAGUUUGAACCCCUGCUGUCUCUGGCUCCACACCGAUCCUGCCCGGCCAUCUAGAUGUGUGAAAGUUAGUGUAUAAGCUAACGAUCCAUCAUGUAUGACAUUCCUGGGAGUGUGUAAACUUACAUUUUGUAUUACCAUAUCAUUUUUGUAUGUUCUCUAGUUAUGUACUUGAAAAUGUAUCAAUUGACUAAUUCGGCACAUUUGGGCAGACUUGAACAAAAUAGUCCAGUAUUGUGGUCCUCUGUAGCUCAGCUGGUAGAGCAAGGCGCUUGUAACGCCAAGGUAGUGGAUUCGAUCCCCGGGACCACCCAUACACAAAAAUGUAUGCACGCAUGACUGUAAGUCGCUUUGGAUAAAAGCGUCUGCUAAAUGGCAUAUUAUUAUUAUUAUUAUUAUUGCAAUGCUUCACUGGAUCAAUCUGAAACUUUGCACACAAACUGCUGCCAUCUAGUGGCCUAAAUCUAAAUUGCACCUAAACUGCAAUAUUAUAUUGUGGCCUUUCUCUUGCAAUUCAAAGAUGAUAAAAAAUAAAAUUAAAACCGCUGUUUUUUGUUUGUAUUAUCUUUUACCAGAUCUAAUGUGUUAUAUUCUCCUACAUUAAUUUCACAUUUCCACAAACUUCAAAGUGUUUCCUUUCAAAUGUUAUCAAGAAUAUGCAUAUUCUUGCUUCAGGUCCUGAGCUACAGGCAUUUAGAUUUGGGUAUGUCAUUUUAGGUGAAAAUUGAAAAAAAGGGUCUGAUCCUUAAGAGGUUAAUUGAAAACCAGCUCAUCCUCUGAUAUUCACACUGACUUCAAAACCUUUUUCUACAAAGAGUAUAUGUCAUACUGUACAUACAUCAUUAAAGGCUGUGUAAAAUGUUUUAUUGUAAAUACAAUCUACAUGGAAAACAGUUCUACUGUAUGGCAUGUAUAAUAAUAAUAAUAAUAAUAAUAUGCCAUUUAGCAGACGCUUUUAUCCAAAGCGACUUACAGUCAUGCGUGCAUAAAUUUUUCGUGUAUGGGUGGUCCCGGGGAUCGAACCCACUACCUUGGCGUUACAAGCGCCGUGCUCUACCAGCUGAGCUACAGAGGACCACAUGUAUCAUAGACAAGGUAUGAUAAACAACAAAUAAAGUUUGAUAUUUGAAAAAAGAAGUCAUUCAUUCUAGUGUAUGAACACACAGAUGCACUAUAAGUAAUACUGUAUACCUUUACGGCUUCUCCGACUCUAUACAUUGUCAUGAGCUACAGGCCCGAUCACAUGGAGUUGUUUCAGUUGAACUUAGGUGUUGAACGUUCAACAUAGUUUUCAGUAGUAAGCAGCAAUAGCUGAAAAUAGUAAUGAAUGAAAUGUCUGUUCAUCUAGCUAGCCACAGAUGUAAAUCUGUAGUGUAAGCCUUGAGUGUGGUUUAUGUUGCUAUUAAACAGCUUAGGCUUGGGAUAAGACUUUCACAUGGAGUGAGAAGAAAAGGGGUGAAAUAAGGAGAAAGAAAAAGGGAGCAAGGGGGAAAAGGAACGAGCGAGGGAGCAAGCAAGCAAAACAAAGACCAAAUUGUCCUCUAUUGGUGUGGGAAAAAUAUACUAUCGCAAUGUUAGUGAUAAUGUUAUGGGCAGCAACUGAUGUAAUGAUGUCAUGUAAUGUCAAUCAGCUCAUUAAUCAUGAUAAUCCUACUCAACAUACCAUUUUAAGAGUGCAACCACAACAUACAUACACCAAAUAAGGAGAACAGUAGAUAUGAGUGAACUUCUUCUUUAUUCUGGUAUAUGCACCAGCAUGGUACAGCAUGAGUGAAUUAAAAGCCUGAGAUUGAGAUCACCAGGAAAUAACAAAAUAAACAACACUAAUAAAACAUCUGAUCAGCUUUUGUGCAACUUUCAGCACCCAAGGUUCACUUCACACAAAGGUUAACACAACAGACGGAGUGGUUCUGUCAUUGCUGGUGGUUCACUAACUCAACUGAUAGUGAUCUACUGUUAUAAACUAGCUGCAGGUCUUCUACAGGAAGAAAAUUAAGGAAAUGGAAGAUGGAUAAACAUAUUUCUUCACUCACUGCCACCAGGUACAGAUGUAGGAUCUUCAUUUGAGCCAGUUUGCUACAGCAGGAAUAUAAUCCUGCAGCAACAGACAUUUUGAAUUAUUAAGUGGAUCACUGGAGGUUGGUGGCACCUUAAUUGGGGAGAACGGGCUUGUGGUAAUGGCUGGAGCGGAAUAGGUGUGGAAUGGUAUCAAAUACAUCAAACAUGGUUUCCAUGUGUUUGAUGCCAUUCCUCCCCUCAGCAGCCUCCACUGAUGUGGAUUAUAAUUAAUGGACAUUUAUGUAGGGGUUGAUAGAUUUUUGGUUGGGGCAAAUCAAGUCUGAAAUGUUCAACUGGAAAUUACAAACUUUAGAAACCUUUUUAAAACUCAAAUACAAUACAAGUUUGCAUUUCCUGCUGUGUAGGAAAAUACUCAGCAACAAAAAUAGUGAUCAAAUUAAGAUCCUACAUCUGUAGUAGCAGUACAUUCAGCCUGGUAAACAAGAUAAUUACAUUUACAUUUUAGUCAUUUAGCAGACGCUCUUAUCCAGAGCAACUUACUUUUUUUUUCUUCCAUACUGGUCCCCCGUGGGAAACGAACCCACAACCCUGGCGUUGCAAACGCCAUGCUCUACCAACUGAGCUACAUGGGACUUCUAGAAAGACAUCCAUUGGUGGUUUCCAGGACACACAUUCUCCAUUGAGCAUGCUUUUAAGUCCAUGACUAGGCUUAAUCUGUAUUCAAGAAUCCAGCCCUCAGUAUAUUACACAGUAUUCACAGUAUUAUAUUGUGGCCUACAUAUAUAUUCCUUUUCUCAAAUACACUCAAGUACUACAGUAUAUAUUUACAAAUACAUCAUAUUAUUAACAGUCUACAGAAUGAAAUUAUAAACUAAAGACUAGGCCAAAGUCACUGUACAAUCAUCCUGUCAUCAGAAAACACAUCACAAAACUUUACACAAAGACAAAACAGGAUGUGGUUAUCUACUGUUUUGUUUGAUUCCAAACUGAUGAGAAUCCAGUGAGAGCCUGAUUACAGCAAUAUCCACAGUAUAGACCAGUGAUGUAGUCAAGACACUAAACCUUGAGUCAGAGUCGAGUCCCAAGUGUUCAUGUCCUACUACUUUAUAUUCGAGUCAAGAGUCCCUUGGUAGUGCUAAAAGCUGCGGUCCAACCAUUAAAAAAUCUAAAUUCUGUUACAUUGUAAGGAUAUCUACAUAAUACAGCACUCUAACAUUUGCUGUUGUAGCUAGUAUGUUAAAUUAUGCAACAAAGAGAUGUUCUGACAACAAAGUCACUACUGAUCGAGUCCAAGUCCGAGUCCAAGUCCGAGUCCCCACUGGUCGAGUCGGAGUCGAGUCAUAAGUCAUGAAAAUCGUGACUUGGGUCCUAGUCAAGUACGAGUCCUGGGGCCUCAUUUAUCAAUAUUGUGUAGAAACUAUUCUAAAAUACUACUUACGAAGGGAUUUCAGAAUGUUCGUAUGGAUAGAAAAGUGUGAUUUUUCAAACAAUCCUACGAGCGUCAAAUGCACACCGGUAGGAGAUAACCAUUGAUAAAUACCAAUUGUUCUCAGCCUCAGUGCUCGUGCACGACCUUGGCUAUUUGCAUUUAGAAACGUCCCUAAUUAACCAUAUAUGUGACCCGUUUCGUAUGUCGCACGUCACUACUUUUUUUUAAUCAAAAUGCGUUUUUUGGCAGAAAUGCCUUCUGGAACAUGUGAACUUUCAUGUGCCUUAUUAACAAACUUGUAUUCCAUUUGUAAAUAUGAAUACAUCAUUUAAAUUACGAGCCUAGUUGGUUUAGCCACAGAAAAAGACAGAAACCUUCGCGCUAGCCAUGAUUGGCUGAGACAAUGGAUGGGCUGGACAUGCCGAGAGAUGAGUUUGGAUUGGUCUGCCAUGUAGCACGCUUCUGUCUAUAACAUGAGCUGCUCACUAUGUGUAGAUAAUCCUUGCUAAUGCAGCUUUUUUGAAAUGUUAGCCAUAGAGAUCUGUAAAAGUGUUGCUACUGCUCUCAACAACAUUGCUGCCCAGAAUUUAGCAGGCGCUAUCGACAAAGAUCAGUGGGAAAAGGUUAUGAUGGACUACUUUUCUGCACAAGGUCAAUGUGAACCGCAGUGACUUGACACAACAACGGGCCAAACGAGCUGUAGCUAGCUACAAACCAAACGGAAAAGACACGCUGCCGUAAAGUGUUCAUCCAUGUAUACGGGUAAGACUCUAGCUACAUUUUCAGAUAUUAUACGUUUCUAAUUAGUCAGAAAGUCGUUUUCAUUGCAAGUUAAAGCGUACUGUUAGCUAGCUGAAUUACGUGUAUGAUCUGUGUAGUAAUAUUAUUAGGAUCUCAGAAAUCCAUUUGCAUUGCUAGUUAUAGCCUAAUGUUAGCUAGCUAGCUAGCAUUGAACCUAGUUGGUUAGCUUUAGCUACCUGCAGAUUCAUACUCUAGCAUUUCAUGCAUAGUGGCAAGCUAUGACAAUCUGUUUGUACUGUAGCUAUGGGUUGGGAUUAUGGUUAAUUGUUUAGCUAGGUAGCUACAUGUCUAAACAAAAUACUCCACUUCGCAAGAGAAUGAUUACAUGACCCAUCAAGUUAGCCAGGUGUGUCUGGGGUUGAUUAUGGCCAUAUAUUGUAUUUCAUGAACAUGUGUACAUGUCUAGACAAUAGUGACCCAUCCACUUAGCUAGAUGUGGUUGGGGGGUGGUUAUAGCAUUUCUUUCACAUGAACCAUCAAUGUAGACAAGUGUCUGGGUAAGCAUCAUCUAAUAAUUAUAAAAUAUUUGUAUCUGGACACUUUCAAAGUCAGAUUAGGAUAUAGGCCAAAGACUAGAUAAAGUGUAUUUUUACCUUUAGGUUUUCCUUAUUGUAAAGAUGUGGGUGGGGCUAAGGCUUAAGAGGGUGAGAACGAUGCGGAACAGGUGUAGACAAAGAGCUCUCCAGUAGGUGUAUCAUGUACCAAAACAUUCAAGGGUAAUUUUCUCAAAAGUGGGGUUACAAGUUUAUCAACUUUCAAAGCAGAAUUACUUUCCCAUUGUUCCUCAACUGCAGUGUAUGGCUGAUAUACCAUUUUGUAGCUCUGAGUCUCUACUUUAAUCCAAUGUAAAAAAUUAAAUAAUCAAAUGUUUCUACUAAAACCGAAUCAAGGUGGUGGGUCACAUAUGGUCCAAAUAAUCCCUUUUAUGCCUGUGGGGAAUAUACAACUCUGUACCAUGAAAUAUAGCCUACAACGGGCAAACAAAAAAAAGCUACGAAAAUAAAAUAUUUUUCCGAGACUGAAAUAGAGUUGCCUUGUGUCAGAGAUUGAGUACAAUCAAAAUGUUUUACUUGACUCGCUCAGCUGUGGUUUUACCUGUAAAAAUGUAAACAUAGCUACAAAGAGUACCAUUAGUACAGUUGAAGUUGCUUUAGCAAUGGCAAAUAUACUUAAAAUGAGUAGCUACUCACCAAUAUGCCAUCCAUCCUCAACAGCUCCCUCCUGUAGGCGUAUAGGCCAUUGCUGUUCUGCAGAAUGAAUGAGUCGUGCUUUCCACAUGGCCACCUUGCCACCACAUUCAGCAACUUAUUUUGCGCAUCACUUAACCUAUCACCUGCAGAUGAGUGGAAGCCUUUUCUGUUCACAUGCUGGCUGAGGCUGCAUAGUUGAACUCGUUUUGGGAUGGUGCUUUUAUGGGGAUGUGGGUGCCAUCUGUUGCUCCGUUCAUAUUUGGGAACGCUGAUGGCAAAGAAACCCCUAUUGACUUCAACCUGAUGUGUGAUGGUGUAUGGACUGGUCGUUUAGCUGAUGAUUGCAUCCAAAACAUAGGCUCAUUGAGGGCUGUGAGAUUCCAAUCGGCAAGCUCCCACUGAAAAGUUCCCGUUGCCAAAAACACGAGGGUGGAUAGCACUUGCAUGUGCACCGGAAUGGCAUGUGUUUGCUUUUCUAAAGUAGGUCUUAAAUGAAAAUCCAAUAAGAUUGGUUUUGGGAAACGAUAUCUGAUGAGCCAAUCUGUACUUUCUGCAAAAAAGUCCCAACUGUCUCUAAAAACGCACUCUCUACGAAACGCAGCUUGUGCCAAAAGAGCAAGCUCAGCUAUCUCUCGUUCGAUUUCCCAUAAUCUCUGACUUUUAUAGUAUUUCACCCGCGCCUCUAAUUUAACAAAUUACUGUAGCGUACUUUAUAUGGAUUAUUAUCAUAACAAAUGUACUGAUAUGGUCAAAUUAUAUAUAGCCUGUCAAUAUUUGUUGCAUGAAUUCACAAUGGAAAUACAAUUAAAUCGAAAAAUGAUUUAAUUAUUUCUCUCACAAUUUCACACAUUUUCAACAUACAGUAUAUUUUCCCCAUUCUAUGCUUGACAAGCAGUUCCCUUAUUCCGCCACUUUGCACUGUGCCUAUGCAUGGUCAUGGCUGUGCAUAAAUGUAUGCAUACUCUCAAGCAAACGCUCAUAUUGCUAAAUCUCACACUUUGCGUGGAAAUGAUCCCACACAUGGUUUACCCACAGAUUUGAUAAAUGAGGCCCCUGGACUCUAGUACUACAACACUGGUAUAGCCUCCAUGUGCAGUCUUAAGGCGCUGUGGUUAUCCCUGAUUUAAAGCUAACGCUUACCUUAUAGCUUAUCCUAGCUUUGGUCCGCUCUACAGUAGAGCCACACUGACAGACCUCUAGGCUAUUGCACACAGUCAAAAACACUACUGUACCUCCAAACCAGUGGAGGCUGCUGAGGGGAGGACUGCUCAUAAUAAUGGCUGGAACAGAGCGAAUGGAAUGGCAUAAAACACAUGGAUGUGUUUGAUGUAUUUGAUACCAUUCCACUCAUUCAGCUCCAGCCAUUACCACCAGCCCGUCCUCCCCAAUUAAGGUGCCAGCAACCUCCUGUGCUCCAAACACAUCUGAGACCUAGGACCAUGAUCAACCAGAACUGGUAUAAAGAGUUCCAGGGUACAUAAAAAAAUAAAAUGAUUAUUAUGUUCAAACAGUCUCUCCCAGUACACAGUAGUCACAGUUCUACAUGAGCUACGUACCUUAUACAGCCCGAUGGCUCUGUGCCGUGACCCAGUACAUCUGACCAUUGAAUCUUAGUCCCUAGUCCCUGUGGUUUAUGUCAUAACAUCAAUCAAGUCAUAGGUCAGAGGUGACUCUUAGGUCUCUCAAAAGCAUCUUACACAACACAGAGAAAGAGUAGGUGGGGGAGACGAGUGGAGAGGACUCAGCGGUCUUCCCUUGUAUAGCCAAAAGGUUAUGUAAUGGUUGAAUUGAGUAGUAGUUGUAGUUAGGACAGAUGUGAUAACUUGGGUGGAGGUUGAGUAGUGGUUGUAGGUAGGUCACAUGUAUCCGUUGUGCCUGGUGGCUGCUGGUGUGGGUACACUGGGUGCUGCUCGUGAGCUCACUCUCCCUCCUCCCUCAGUAUAGCCGCUUCUCAUAACUACAGGAAGACAACACACAGAGACAACAGUCAGGAAUAUAAGUCAAGCUUAAUUGAAACUCAUUUUACACUACAUAUACUAGAUUGAGGGUUUUAAGAAAUUGGUAGGGCUUUAAAAAGUGGCCUAGACUUCUGGGUCUUCCUGAAAACCAAAAGGUAACAAACAGAGGAAAUUGCAGUAGGAAAAGAGUUGGAGUUGUGAGCACAGGGAGAAUGUACUUACAUGGCACAAAAGAAUAUCUAUGAUGAGAGCAUGAGUCAGAGAAAGAGAGAGAAGACAGACAUUGUGACGUUUAACUUGCUUCAGUGCUACUAUUUUACUCAGGGGUAGGCAAUUCUAUCCACAAAUGGCCAGAGUGGGUGCAGGAUUCUGCCCCAGCUAAAGCAGUAACACAUCCAAAACAAUAAAUCAACCAAUCAUAGUCUUAAGUCAAACCUUAAUUACUUGCAUCUGCUGUUACUGCUUUGGCUGGAACGAAAGCCUGCCCCCACAAUGGACCUUGUAUGGUAUGACUGCCAAUCCCGGAUUAAAGUAGCAACUCCUAAACAACCUAUAGUAAAGGAGAUACGAACGCCACUGGUGAGAACAAACACACACUCACUCACACACUACCACCCAGUCCAGAGAUAAAGGACACUUCAGCCACAGGCACAGAACAUGGGACACAACAGGACAGGUUAGUCGAUCACAGAGGAGAGGAGCACAGGAUCUACAACAAAUACCAGAGGACAGGAUGUGUAAACGAUGCCAGAGCCAGGCAGGGGCAGACUUACGAAUGGAGCCCGUGUACUCCCCCCUCAACCUGAGCUGACAUGGUCCUCUUCUCAAACUUUAGCUCCCCGGAGUACAUCAUGGACCUGAAAUAACAUACAACAGUACAACAAUAUAUCACAACAAUGGAACAAAGACACACAGAUCAUAUCAAAGUCGAAUACAAUAUCACAGUCUAACAUCUAUUCAUAGACUUACCGCAGUAUGCAGAGGCUCUUGGCUCCGAUGUCUUGGCAGCCAUGUUGUAUGCCAGCGAUGAGGUAGGGGGCAAAUUUAUGGAUGGAGCCUUUAUCCUGAACCGACCCUGACACACCCUGAGCCACCUUCACCUUGUCCCCCUCACUGUCGAGAUAACCACACAAUCAUAAUAUCCCUAUCACUGCAAAUAGACAACACACACACACACACCUUCUCCCCCUCACACCUCUGUCCUUAGCCCUAUUACUGCAAAUACACAAGACACACCGUCUCUCUCUCUCUACCUGAAGUAGCGUUUCUGGCUGCUGCUGUUCUUCUCCAUGGCGUCCAGGGAGCCCAUCCCCCGGUACUUCUUCAGCCGCACGCCGUCUGAGAAGAAAUACUCCCCCGGGGCCUCCGUGGUUGCCGCGAGCAAUGACCCCAUCAUCACUGAGGGCACAGAGGUCAGAGGUGAAAGGAGGUAAAAGUCAGACCAUCAAUAGUAUGGUGUAGAUUUUCCUGUUUGUGGGAAAAGGCUAAUAAUAAUGCUUGGUGGGUUCAACACACAAAUACACACCUGUGGAUGCCCCAAGAGCGAGAGCUUUUACCACGUGUCCAACGGUCUGGAUGCCUCCGUCUGCGAUGACGGGCACACCGAAGCGCCUGGCGUACUCUGCCACCUUGUACACUGAUGUGCCCUGGGGACGCCCACACGCCAUCACUGGCACACAACACAAACAUAACACAAAGCAACAUGUCAGCAACGUGUCAGCAAUUUGCCAACAAAUAGUUGUUUUUAACUAAACAUUAAGCAAACUCUACACUCUCCUCCGUCCUCAUCCUCUCCUCCCCUCUCCUCAUUUGCUGUUCCUCCCCUGUCUGUCAUUACCUUCCUGGGUGAUGCAGAUGGAGCCGCAGCCCAUCCCCACCCUCAGAGCGUCCACACCCGCAUCGAUCAGAUUCUUAGCCUGGGCUGCAGUCACCACUACAGAGAGAGAGUGAGAGAGAUUGUAAAUCGAGAAUGGGAAAGAAAGAAAGAAAGACAAAGAAAAAUAAAGUGAAAAUGUAAGAGAGAUUAACGGGAAAGAGGCAUUGCUAGAGAAGGUAGAGGAGACUCACCGUUUCCUCCCACCACCUGUAGUUCAGGAUAUUUCUGUUUGAUGUAGUUGAUCAUAUUGAUCUGAUAGACAGAGUUCCCUUGGGACGAGUCCUACAGCAGUAAACAGACAGGGUUUAGAGAGGAGCGGAACCCAAAGAUAGGACAAGUAACCAAAAAUACAAUAUAACAACCCAACCCCUUCCCCAGACCCACCAGCACCACCACGUCAACCCCAGCCUGCAUCAGCAGGUCCAGUCUGUAUUUGUCCUCCUCUCUGGUUCCGAUGGCCGCUCCACACAGCAGCUGUUUCCUGGAGUCUUUAGAGGCCAGUGGGUAGUCUCGGUUCUUCUUCAGGUCUGUCCUGGCGAUGAUGGCCACUAGCUCAUCACUGUCAUUCACUAUGGGCAGUUUACCUGAGAGAGACAGAAGUUCCAAACAAAGAUUGAUCUUUUGUAAUGUCCUCUCUGACUAAAGUGUCUCUACAGGAAAUGUUGUGUCACUACCAUAUGGUACCUUUCUUGCUGCGCUGCAGGAUGUCGUUGGCCUCUUUCAGUGUGACGCCAGCUGGUGCUACCACUAAAUCGUCCCUCUUUGUCAUAGCCUGCAAGAAUCAGCCAUUCAAGUAAACCUCACAGGAAUAGUAUUCAAUACUACAAGAAAUAGACUCAUCCAGUUUACAAUAUAUGUGUUGACAAUAUAUUGUAAAUAUAUUGGACGUGUACAAACAAACAUGUCAUCCACACACACCCCACAUACACACACACCUCUUCCAGGGGUCUGUCAUGGUCUUUCUCUGAAAGGAAGUCGAUGUCUCGGGAGGUGACGAUGCCCACCAGCUUGCUGCCCAUCUUGCCUGUCUCGGUGACGGGGAUGCCAGAGAAGCCGUGGCGGACCUUGGCUUCGAACACGUCUCCCACCGUGUGGUGAGGACUCAUCACCACUGGGUCUGUGAUGAAACCCUGCUCAAAUUUCUGACCACAAAUAAA